AUGGAGCGGAUGUCUGAGGAGGCGCUAAGGCUCAACCUGCUAAAGCGAGGCCUGGAGUCACCCAGCGAGCGAGAGGAGGCGCUGGCCAAGCGCCUUAAAAUGGAGGGCCACGAGGCCAUGGAGCGCCUGAAGAUGCUGGCACUUCUUAAACGUAAGGACCUAGCUGACCUGGCAGCCCUUGAGGUUGCAGGGCCCCUGGGAGACGGGAAGGGUCCCGGAGCCAGCACCCUCCACCACCAGAGCCUAAUGGGGGCUGCUUAUGAGGAGAAGCUGAAUGGGAGUCUGAGGCUGGGAGGCCAUGGCAGCCAUAUUGGACCCAGUAAGAAUGGGAAGGAAAACAUCAUGGAUGAGCCAGUGGAUAUGAGCGCUGGGAGAAGAUGUGAUGCGGACCAUGACAGACGAACUCCGUCUCCAGAUGUUAUCAUCCUGUCAGAUAACGAGGCAUCCAGUCCCAGAACAACGCCUCGCCCUGAGGAGCGCCUGCACCAGGCCAACCUGGACAUGUUUAAGGGGAAGACAGGAGAAGAGAGGCAGCAGUUGAUCAAAGCUCUGAGAGAGGAGCUGCGUCUGGAGGAGGCGCGCCUGGUCCUGCUCAAGAAGCUCCGACAGAGUCAGAUGCAGAAGGAGAAUGUGGUGCAGAAGGUCCCAGUGGUUCAGAACGCUGCAUCCUCUGUGCAGCCUCCUCCCAUCCACAACUCUCCUGGCCUGGGCAAGCUGCCUGUGAGGCCAGGCCUGCACAACCCUGAGCCCCAGAACCUCCGCAAUGCACAGGGUCAUACAGUCAUCAGGUCAGCAGCCAAUGCCAGCCUGCCCCCCAUGCUGAUGUCCCAGCGAGUAAUCGCCCCUAACCCUUCCCAGCUGCAGGGCCAGAGGGUUUCCUCUAAGACUGGGAUGUCUCGCUCCAGCUCCAGCAGCAUGGCCAAUGCCGUGAGCUACCAGCAGGUACAUGUGUUGAAGCAGCAGCGCUGUAUGGGUUUGACCAAUCAGCAACAGUCAUCCCUGCAAACCCCACCCCGAAAGUUCCUGUACUUUCAGAAAGUACUACCCCACGAGCCAGGCGUGGACUGGGCCAAAAAUUGGCCCUGGCAUUUUGGUCCAGACCGGCCCACCACAAUCGAUCACACAAAUGCCAGCCAGCAGGUGGCAGCUUCCCAGCGCUCCGGCUCCAGCGCCAUGUACAUGAACCUGGCCCACAUGCAAGCGGCGGGGGCCGGCGGGGUGGCAGGCGGCCUGGGCGGAGCUUCAGCCGUCAGCCCAUCCACCAUGUCCAGCUCGGCUGGCGGAGGGGUGAGCUCCAUGGCCGACCAGGCCAGCAGCCAGGCGGCGGCUAAGCUGGCCCUGAGAAAGCAGCUGGAGAAAACCUUGCUGGAGAUCCCUCCACCCAAACCCCCCGCCCCACUCCUCCACUUCCUGCCCUCUGCCGCCAACAGCGAGUUCAUCUACAUGGUGGGCCUGGAGGAGGUGGUUCAGAGUGUGCUCGACAGUCAGGGUAAACUCAGAGGGCCACUGGGCCGCAUGGAGCCUUUCUUCUGCGCCCAAUGCAGAACCGACUUCACCCCCCACUGGAAGCAAGAGAAGAGCGGGCGAAUUCUCUGUGAGCAGUGCAUGACUUCCAAUCAGAAGAAAGCCCUGAAGGCGGAGCACACCAACAGGCUGAAGAACGCCUUUGUGAAGGCCCUGCAGCAGGAGCAGGAGAUUGAACAGAGGCUGCAGCAGCAGGCGGCCCUCUCUCCCAGCUCGGCCCCUACUGGCCCCAACGCCUCCAAGACUGACUCCAUGAUCCGACAUCAUGCACUCCGUCAGGCUCCCCAGCCUCAGGCCUCCCUGCAGCGAGGUCUGUCCAACUCGGCGCGAGGCGUCCUGUCCAACUUCGCCCAGGCCUCCCAGCUGUCAGUGGCCAGCAGCCUCAUGGGAAUGACUAGUGCCAAGCACUGUGGCAGCGGUGGAGGCAGCAGCAGUAGCAGCAAUCGACUGCAGCAUGACAGCCGUCGCCAGAUCUACAACAUCCCAGGGUUAAAUAUUGCCUAUCUGAACCCAGCGGCAGUUGGAGCCCAUAAGAGCUCCAGCUUAGCAGACCGGCAGAGAGAGUACCUGUUGGACAUGAUCCCACCUCGAUCCAUAUCGCAGUCCAUCACCGGACAGAAAUGAGCCCUGCCCAGAUUUCCUGUUCCUCUGAAGCCCCCGCCAUCCUGCCAACCCUACCCCAUACUAAAGCACUCCCAGACUGACCAACAUCCCCACCCCAUACCCCCAUCGCAUGCAGUGCCUGUCCGUGUGCCUACCUUAAACCAACCCAUGAAAACCCACCGGUCGGACAAAGACACUAAAGUUUCAGUGCAUCUCAAAUGUUCUUAUUAUAGUAAAAAUCUUCUUCGUCAGCGUUGUUUAACAAUUAUAAUUCCCAUUAUUAUCGCUGUUGGUAGCACUAUUAUUAUACCUGCAACUACCAUUUUUGCUUCAGUUAUGAUUACUCAUUAUGCUUUUUUCUUUUAUAAGUGUUUCUCUGCUGUUUCCUUUACUUUGAGCAGUGACAGUGACUCAUUGUAGGGCCACUUUAGGCCAUGAUCAUGUAGGAUUUCUUUUCUCCAUUCAAUUAUAAAGCUUAGAUGUGACUAUUGCUAGUAACAGAAGAUCAACAGGGUGCAUUCUGGUUGCUAUGCAACAUAAAGUUUAACAACUUUGAAGCUUUGUAAAAAGUGUUAGCUCGCUAACUUGGAGUAACAAAGUGGAAAACCGAAAUGGGAACAGAAACGGGCAGAGCAGCCACACUUGUAUUAUCUUGUCGAAAGGGCCAGCUCCGACACGUUCAACCUGGAGUUUGGGGCAGCAUCACCAACUGUGAGGGGACACCCUGCUACCAUCAGAGCUCAUUAACUGGAAAUGACUUGUGUACAAAUGAGAAUCCUAUGUGAUCAGAGUUUGGGAAACCUUUUCCUUUGCUAGUCAGUUCCCACCAUUCCCCAUCAAAAGGUCAUCAGUGUGUCCUGCUACAGAGUGUAACCGCUGCCAUCUGGAUGGAGCUGGUGAUUGGCGCUGUACUAUCAGGGCUGACCGACGCAGCCUCGGCCUGACUGCACCUUCAGCCGACCAAUCGUUGAUAGAAACUCCAGCAAGGAGGGAGCUGACAGGCCGGAGGACGUCCUUGACAAACACACCCAGUAUUCACAGGGGGAUGGUGGUGUCUACUCAGAGAGAAGCAAGUUGAUUUUCCCUCCCAUCUCACUACCUGCCCCCCAUCCACCUAGAUACCUUUGGUUAUCCAGUAUGCACAGACUGAACCCUUUUUACCCAGCAGCUCCUCUUGGCAUCACGCGUUCUUUAAGAGAGUGAAAAAAAACUCAAAUCUGAAGGCGGAAGCACAUUUUAUGCGUCCAAACCACAGAUUCUGUACCUGGAAACCUAGAAAUCUGGGUUCCUUUUCUUGUUAUAUUUGGGUUUUUAGAUUGUUUUCUGAUUGUUGAACCCCCCACCCAACCUUUACUGCUUCUUUUUUGUCAUUUGUUUGUUUGUUUUGCGGCGUCUCCUAAUGAAAUGGUGGCAUACCUGAGAGGUAUUAGUCCCCGGAGACGAUAAUAAUCACCAUAGCUAAAAAAAAAACAGAAACUAUUGAAAUAUCUGUAUGGAUUAUGUAUAGAUACCUAGCUUCAGAGGGAGAAAAAAAGAUGUGGAUUAUAUCUUUUAUGGGAGAGACAUGGAUCAAUCAUUGUGUGCAUGCUCUGCACACAAGUUGCCUCACUCCAGAGGAGCACUUUGCAUAUUUCCAAUUGGAAAAACAUUUUUUUUAAAGAGGAAAAGAAUGUUACAAUUGAGAGUGGCUAAGGUCUGGAUGCUGGCUGAUUGCUGACCAGAGCGUCAAAGGAGAUGUCCUGAGAUUGUGUGGAUUGCAUCAAGGUGUGUUUUAAGGGAUGAUAAAUGGUUUUAUGCUAAUUUACUUUGUCAGUGUUGAUCUCUGUUGAUGUUGGACCUUAAGUGUCAGCUUCCAAAUCCCUGGUACCCAGUGUGCUGGGAUUAGACCCAGGCUUUAUAUAAGCUGCUAGAGUAGAUGGACCAGCAUCAGCACUGGGUUCCAUGGACUCACUGUCUGGAAACACCCAGUUUAAGUCCAGUUAUUUUCCUUUGCAGUGCAUUCAAUCAGUGGGACACCACCAGAUGCUGCUGCUGCUGCAACACAUCCUCUUUACAGAUCUGUGUCCCAGAGUUUCCUCAGCAUUUCCCACCAAUACAUAGGAUGUGUCACCCUGUCUUAAAGGAUAAAAGUGGUUUAGAAUUCUAACCCAUUUACUUACAUCUAAUUGGCUAUAUAUACACACACAAACUACCCUAAUGUAACGUGUUCUAACAACAACUCAGGAGUGGUGGGCUCCCAGUUUUGUAGUAGCUCAGGCAUUUCAAGCAGUGUUGAGUGAUGGUGCAGUAUUACUGAUGGAACACACAGAGGCUGGGAUGAAGUCCGUCUGGGUUUGAGAUAUAGGGUUCUAAACUUAACGUCCAACACAUUUCAGUCUGAUGAGUCAAAUACUUGACGAGGAGGUUAAAACCUCAGCUUCCAAACAAGUCUCACGUUGUCAACUGUCUAUAUAAUCUAUUAAAUCAUUUGGAUAAAAUACCAUGCAAAGUCCAAUCAUUCCAGGCAGGUGCAUUUAAACUGUCCAAGAGAACAUCCAGAUUGUUGAAACAAGGUUCAUCAUUGACAUGAGACCGACACUGUUGCAGAGGGUUACAGGUGGCCAACACACGCCAGGCAGCCAUGUUGGAUUCCUUCAGUUCUUGGGCAACAGCCGAUGUGUUUCUAACAAAACGUUUCUCUCUCCGUUUCUGUGCAGUUAAUGUGUGUGUGAAUGGAACCGUAUGUUUGGUUACAUUACACUCAGUUCAGUCUGGUCUCACUCUUUAACUUGGAAUCCUCUGUUAAGCGUUGUGCAGACAUUCACUUUGUCAGGAACUUGGUUUAUGACCAAACACCUGCAAAAUCAUCAGCUUCAGCUGGACUUUGUGUUUAGUGUGAAUUAGCUAUGCGAUGCAAACAUGUAAGCUGAAGCUAAAAAGCAAGAGAAGUUAAGGUGGCAGUUAAAAACCCUUUCUAAAAGUAUCAAUUUAAAAAAAAGUCUAAUACUUUUUAACUUUUUGCUAAAAAUGAAAUGGGGAAAAGUCACUAUAGCACUUCGUGUGUGUGUGUGUGUGUGUGUGUGUGUGUGUGUGUGUGUGUGUGUGUGUGUGUGUGUGUGUGUGUGUGUGUGUGUGUGUGUGUGUGUGUGUGUGUGUGUGUGUGUGUGUGUGUGUGUGUGUGUGUGUGUGUGUGUGUGUGUGUGUGAAACUGGCCAGUCUUGUCCAGGCCUUUGAUUGGAACAUAACUACUGUCUGUACUGUAGUAGAAACUAGCAGUGUUGAAUUAGUUGGCUAAGCCAGCUAACAAAGCUCUUGUCUUCAUUGCACUGUUAUUUCUUCAGACUUCCUUCGGUCUCGGAAGCUAACGCAGGAUCAGGUCAGUAACAAAUCUAAAAACUCAACUUUAACAAGGAAAUAGUCAUUUUAACAAAGUAAUUGACCUUGGUUGUGCGAUGAAGUGCUCAGUCUUCUCUAGCUAAUGCAGUAGCAGAAUAUGUUCUAGGUUAAGUCUGUUUUAAAAGCCCAAUGGAAGAAAGCCUUUAUGGAACCCCCCACUGUCUGGCCAAUGAUAGUGGAGCACAGGCUAGUACUUCAGUUCUCUCAUUAGCUCCUCUUCUCAAGCCAAGACAAUUUAGGACAAACCCAGGACACUACCACAGUAAUAUAAACUAUAACUAUCAAUAAAAACUGUCUUUUCGGGUGUCUCUGAUUCUGGAGCUUUGAUUAUAUUUAAUAACAGUCAGUUCUCUAAUGAAUGUCUUUGAUGGAGCUCCAGACGGUUGAGAGGUUUGUGGUGUAGCCUCGUGCUAAUCUCCGGUUAUUGUCGUUUUGUACGUGAAUCUGUGUCACUGUUCCACUUAGCCUCUGCGCUGGAACCCCUCCCCCGUCCAUAUGUGCACAGUGGUUGAUGGUGUGCACAUAUGGACGGACUGUCAGAUGGACGUGUUCUGGUUCAGUCCAGACCUGCCGUCAGUGCGUUAGAACGAGCCGAUGAUAAAAACAGCCCAGUGAAAUGAAGACUUAUGAAACUACCUAGAUUCUACCUAAAUUAAACGGAAGUUUCUACUUGGAAAACAUCCUUUUUGUUAAUUAUUAUAUUUAAAAUAAAAAAAAACAUUAAUCAAUUUUCCCUUUGGUGAAACACUUGAGAUUGGAUGUAGAGAUAUAUUUUCAUGAGAUUUUAAUGUCUGGGAUAAUUUUUUACUGCCACUCGUGAUUUGAUUUUAGUAAUGUUUUUGUCAUACAUCUCCUUUUGCUGCCAAGCUGAAGUUUAAGAAGAAAAAGCUCCGGUCUCUUGCUCUUUUGCAGAUGCAUCCACACACUUUGUAUUUGGACUGCAGAUUCUUUCUUGAAAUCUAAAAAUUUAAAUCUGAAGUCAUUCUUUCUCUGAUGUCUCAAUUGAGUUUUUUUUUCUUUCUAUUGCAGUUUAAAAAAAAAAAAGAAACAAAUGUAUUGAUUAUGAAAUAAAUGACACGAUAUUUGCUAGGUUUGAAGUAAUAAUGACUUAUUGUACAUAAGCAUUUUCUCCUCCCUUGUACUGAAAAAAGAAAUUAAAUGGUUGUAUAUUGUGUAGAAAAGCAAACAAAAAGCCAUGAAUAUUGUGAAGCUUGUCAUUUCGUUUUGUGAUCACUGUGUAUUAUUGUGUAACAAAUGUGCAAAAUGUUUGGGAUUCUUUUUCCCCCCCUGCUUCUCGAAGCGGCCUCCCUGGAUGCAUUGGCUUUGGUUGGGGACUAGUUCCAGUUUGCAGGAAGGUGCUCAUUGGUUCAGACAGAGGGGACAGUCUGCAGUCUGCUUCACGUUAGACAACCACCAUUUCUUUAGUUUCCUCUUGGAGCUUUGAAACUUGAAAUAACUUUGUUUCUUACAAAAUGGUUUCCUGAACUCACUCUAGAUAAAAGCACUUUGAAUGUUUCACUGGGUGUGUUGGAUUACAUAGACCGAAUGAAGGGACCCUCCUGAAAUAAUGGUUUGAUCCAGGGCCAGACUGAUGUACCACUUGGCUGAUACUGGCCUCCCACUAAAUGACAUACAAAUGAUGUCCGCUGACCACUUUCAUAUGUCCACGUAUUCAGGCAGCUAUUGGCUUUCUGUUAACAUGCGAGUCCUGGAAUGUGCUGGGCUGGGCUGUGGCUGCUCAAACAUUUGUGCUCCUCACGGCGUUGGAAGAUUACAUUUAAAAAGUCGACAUGGUUUCCAGUGUCCAAUUAAUAUCCAGCCUUUCCAGCUAUUCACAGAGCCUGAGGGGAACAGUGACAUUGACUCUGGACCCUGGACAAAUAAUGCAAAGUUACAUUAUCUGUAUACCUAUAUACUAGCAGGGCUAAAUGAGAAAAUGCUUUCUAAUUAUAGAGAACCCUUAAUUUACAGUGUCCAUAUUAAAUCAAUGGCUGACUGGAGCAUAGACAAAACAUAAAUAAAUAAAAAUGUCAGUGACUCCAUAAGUGGACUAUGAUAAAUGGUCUUAACCUUAAACACUCCAAAUGUUGAUAUGAUCCUAACCGGAGUCUCUAGAGGGUCUACAUGCUGUUAGGCCCAACAGCCUGCUAAGGCCUGUCCUCUUAGCUGAGGCAGCCCCAUUGGAAUAGUUUGGCACUAAAUAUCCACAUCUAGGUAUACGCACUUCCAUCAGUGGAACCCUUGUCUGACCUUCAGAAGAUGUUUCUUGUUAAAUCUGAAUCAGUGACCACUUUUCCUGCCAACACCAGCAUUCUACUCUACUGUUUGGCUUUAUCUUCUAUUAGUUGUUGUUGUUGCUAAUGCAGGGAAACAUUUAAUUUCAAAAAUCAGUUUUAUCAAUUUUCAGUUGUCUUUUUGUAUAAUGUUGACAAUGUUGAAAUAAACAUCUGGGGAAGCAGAAACAGAUGAUGAAAUCGACCGGAAACCAAUUGAAGUCUUUUUUUUGUUGUUUUGCUUACAUCAAUCCUGACCUUUUGCACAUACUUGAUAUUUAACGGUCUUCAAAAAAGUAAAAGAAAAUAAUGCUGUUUGAAUACUGCCAGUUGAUUGACAAUUAUGCAUUGAUUGAAAAAAUAAGCUAAUUUUGGAGGAAAUAACUUUGUAAUAUUUAUCUCUUGCAAGCUAUGUUUAAUAAAGGUUGAAACAAUUUG
Molecule: messenger RNA, 8213 nt
Organism: Perca fluviatilis (European perch)
Lineage: Eukaryota; Metazoa; Chordata; Actinopteri; Perciformes; Percidae
Gene: gatad2b
Product: GATA zinc finger domain containing 2B
Exons: 11
Coding region: 1-2148 (715 amino acids)
Biological process (GO): negative regulation of transcription by RNA polymerase II
Cellular component (GO): NuRD complex
Molecular function (GO): sequence-specific DNA binding
Source: RefSeq, a predicted model, not a curated record